AGUCGAUAUCGUUCUUACUUCCAUCAUCCCAUUUCCUCGUAAUCGCCAUGGCAUCCCCAACGUACUCCCUCUUCUGCUUGGGCAACCCCCUGCUUGACAUGCAGGUAACAAAUGGGGAGGAACUUUUGAAGAAAUAUGAUCUGAAAGCUAAUGAUGCUAUCCUGGCUGAGGAGAAGCAUACACCGAUCUACGAUGAAGUCGUCGCAAACUACAAAGUAACAUAUGUUGCCGGUGGUGCAUCGCAAAAUGCUGCUCGUGGUGCUGCCUACAUACUCCCCCCAAAUUCCGUAGUCUACACCGGUUGCGUCGGAGACGAUGAACUAGCAGAGCAGCUAAAAGCUGCUAACAAACGUGAAGGAUUACAGGAAGCUUAUCUUGUCAAAAAAGGCGAAAAGACUGGUGCAUGCGCCGUUGUCAUCACAGGCCACCAUCGAUCGCUGGUCACCACCUUGCGAGCUGCAGAGAAAUUCGAACAGUCGCACCUUUCGUCGUCCGCCAUUGCUCCCUUGGUUGAUGCUGCCAAAGUAUUCUAUGUCGAGGGAUUUUUCUUGACUCAUGGAGUCGAGUCUGUCCUCGAGGUAGCAAAGAAGGCAUCUAACGCAUCCAAGGUGUUCGUCCUCAAUUUAUCGGCACCUUUCAUCUCUCAAUUCUUCGGGGCUCAACUUCAACAAGUCAUCCCUCACACUGAUAUUAUCAUUGGAAAUGAGAGCGAAGCUGAGGCCUGGGGUAGCGCGAAUGGUGUACCGGACAGCAAAGACUUACCCGCCAUCGCCAAAGCACUUGCCUCCCUCCCGAAAUCCAACGCUUCGCGCCCCCGUAUCGUCAUCUUCACACAAGGACCACACUCCACUAUCGUGGUAUCCUCUGCGGAGCCGGAUAGCCCCAAAACAUAUGGUGUAAAUGCCAUCCCGAGUGAUCAGAUCGUUGAUACCAACGGCGCUGGAGAUGCAUUUGCUGGAGGUUUCCUUGGUGCUUUCGUUGCUGGAAAGCCCUUGGACGAGUGUAUUGAGGUCGGUCACAAGAUGGGUGCUAUGUGUGUCCAGCUGGUUGGCCCUCAGUACAAGUGGCCAAAAGUACAAGUUAUCUAAGCAUCUCAUCUCACGUUCCUUUACGAUAAUAUUUCCAUUCUCGUUCUCAUUUGUUUCCAUUCUCUCUGUCGCUCUCAACAGCGAUGGCUCUCAACAGCGAUAACACAGUGUAUCUCUAUACAUUUGAUAUUUAACGUCACAGCUCUCCACAGCAUUGGCAUGUAGCACAUUUCCUACUAUUUGCAACAGUUUUUCAAUACAAUGUACUCAUCCUUAUUUGUAUGAUGGCAUUCGCCUACGCUAUGGGUCCUGGAUUUUCUACAACACACGUAAAGGUAACUAAAAUAAAAACUAAGAGACAAGGUGAAGGAAUAUCAAGCGCUAGAGUAGAAUUUAUGAAGGUGGUGGAGAAGCUAAAGAUUCCUGUAACACAAAGUCUAACAUUAGACCUAUUGGAUGAUCUAUCGCACCAGAACUGACCUGUGUCAAUAACUCAGCUAUAGAGAAAAUAAGUCAAGUCCGGUAUAGGAUAAGAGCGCAAUUAUAGUAUUACCUGGGUUUAACAUUGGCUCGCCGUCUUCGGUGAGCAUCUGCUCCAUUGGUUCAGGACGAUCAAGUGUCUGUGGCUGAGACGCCGCUCCCGUAUAAGCGGGAACAUCACUUCCUGGUAUACCACCAUCGCCGGCAGAGGAAGACUCGCGGGUAAGAGGUAUAUCAUCCUCUUGGACUCCUUCGGUCUCCCCUUCGGCAUCUGCAUCGCCCUCCAUAUCAGCCUCCUGUGGAGCCUGUUCCUGGGUUAGCUCCGUUUGAAGCUGGCGAGCGCUACCAACUUCUGGUGUACCGGAAGCCGUGCUAUGAGUCCCAGCCAAACUAGACUCGCGCUUAGCAGACUCCAAGACUGCUUCCAUGGCAGCUUGAGUGAUUUCCAUAGAGACCGAUUUGACUUCUGAUAUGUUUGGGUUUGUACCCUGAGUCGCGGGCGACAUAUCUAGUGAAGGAUCAAUAACGGGCGCUACGGGCGUCAGCUUUUGACCGCUCUCAGUGGAGCGUUCUGAUAUCGUCAUGCCCCCAUCCUGCUGGCUGGGACCUGGCUCUGCUUGGGAUAAUCUUGGGUCUACGUUAUUCUGGAUACUCGACAUAGCUGGAGUGCCGGUACGCGAAGAGCCGUCACUCUGAGGUGGUUGAGAAUGCCCUCCAUUCUGCAUUUGAGAUUGAGCGACGAGUUCGGGAUUGAUUUGAGGUUGAUGGGGAGGAUGUGGAUGUGGAGGCAUCAUGGAAGUACGAUAAUACGGCGAGGCAUAAUAGGCAGGAUGCGGGCCGGGCACUUGAUGAUAACUCAUGGGGCCCAUUUGUGGUUGGCUGCCAUCUGGGGCCCAUGGGGGUGGAGGAGGCCAAUUAGCCUGGUGGAGUCUGGUAGCGGACGUAGGCAGUCCAAUGCCCUGAGGAUACUGGCCAUCCAUUACCAUACCUGGCGGCGGCGGAGGCACAUAGACUGGCGGAUAUGAGUGCAUGGGAGCGGAAGCUGGGGU
Molecule: messenger RNA, 2557 nt
Organism: Serpula lacrymans var. lacrymans S7.9
Lineage: Eukaryota; Fungi; Basidiomycota; Agaricomycetes; Boletales; Serpulaceae
Exons: 6
Coding region: 48-1088 (346 amino acids)
Biological process (GO): purine ribonucleoside salvage
Cellular component (GO): nucleus; cytosol
Molecular function (GO): adenosine kinase activity
Source: RefSeq, a predicted model, not a curated record